Delphinapterus leucas (beluga whale) is the source of this 1196-nucleotide messenger RNA. NCBI's taxonomy places the organism in Eukaryota, Metazoa, Chordata, Mammalia, Artiodactyla, Monodontidae. The record is from RefSeq and is a predicted model, not a curated record.
AUGUCUCCAAGCUAGCUCUUGACCUGCAGAGGCUCUACGUUGACCCAGGUACGGCUGACAGCAGUAAUUCUAGGGCGUGCGAGGGCAGAGCGGUCUUUCUGAGGGAGACGUAGGGAUGGUAACGUGGGGAGGGGCUGGUGCUGGCCCCACACCCCACUCAGCCAUCUGGUUCCCUCCCCUCUCCUUCCUGAAGACUUGGUGGGCUAUGAUAUUGAUAUAAUUCUGAAUCGAAGAAGCUGCAUGACUGCCACCCUGCAGGUCAUCGAAAAGAAUUUACCUGAGCUGUUGUCCUUGAACUUGAGCAGCAACAAACUGUACCAGCUGGAUGGCCUGUCUGACAUUAUACAGAUGGUCCCCACAGUCAAGAUCCUGAACCUCUCCAAAAAUGAGCUGACGUCUAUGCGGGAGUUGAGCAAGAUGCGAGGGCUGAAGCUUGAAGAGCUGUGGCUGCAAGGGAACCCGUUGUGUGACACCUUCCCAGACCAGUCCACCUAUGUAAGGUCAGUCUCAGCACGAGUGUCCAGUCACACCCUGACUGGGGACUGCCAUGUGAGCAUGUACAGCACGUGCAGCUGUAAGGGGUACUGUGGUUUGUUUGUUGUUGAAGUGGAAGGAAGUUCUCAGGGCUGUGUGCGUGCCUUCACCCGGAUCUUCAUCGCUACCCCUGCCAGCUAUGCCAGUCUAUGCAUUGUGAAUGACGAACUCUUUGUGAGGAAUGCCAGCCCCAGUGAGACUCAAAGUGCGUUCUCCAUCCCAAUGCCUACACCCUCCUCCCUCUCCCAGGGGCAGCAGGAAAUGGUGCAGGGUUUCUCCACCCUGUCUGGGAUGAAACUCGAGUGGUCUCAGAAGUGCCUUCAGGACAACGAAUGGAACUACACCAGAGCUGGUCAGGUCUGCAGUAUGCUCAAGACCGAGGGCAAGAUCCCAGAGGAGGCCUUCAAAGAAAUCCCCUAAAAGGAGUGCUUGGAUGUCAUCUUUGUCUUCAUCCACAUCAUCUUUUCUCUCCAGCCUCAGGCCACGCCCAUGCCUGGGGUUGGAAGCCUGGCUGACCAAGAAGCCAAAGUUACGUUGUAGGCCAGGUAACAUAGCCACCUGAAGGGUCAGCUGUUCUGUGUCUUUUCCCGACUCACGAUUGCUGUUUGGUUUCAUAAUAAAGAGUGCUGUUGCAAGCUGUGUGUUAUGUGUCCUCCAUUGCU